Molecule: messenger RNA, 2167 nt
Organism: Pecten maximus
Lineage: Eukaryota; Metazoa; Mollusca; Bivalvia; Pectinida; Pectinidae
Product: tripartite motif-containing protein 2-like
Exons: 3
Coding region: 83-2050 (655 amino acids)
Source: RefSeq, a predicted model, not a curated record
GGAAGUAAAGGAAUGACUCGUCGCCUGUAAACGAUCGAUGGUUUUUUCGUAGUUUAGACCAUUCUAGGUGUUGACCCUCACAAUGGCCGAAUGUGGACGCCCUCCAGAACUGGACUUACACUUACUGGAAUGUCCUAUCUGUCUGGAGCGACUUAAGAAACCUAAGUCCUUACCCUGUCUCCACUGCUUCUGUCAGGAAUGUCUCGGGACCUACAUCACCAAGGAGUUGUCUGGGAAAAUGGCGUCAGAAACAUCAUUCCCUUGCCCUGUCUGUAGGAGGGUGACCCCGCCUGUCAAUCCUGCGGAAUCUAAGGACAAAUGGGCAGAACAGUUCCCUACUAACGCUGUGAUCCAGGACCUCAUUCAGCUCAAGGAACGAUCGUCUGAACCACUGUACUGCAAACCCUGUCAGACAAAAGGUAACAUGACGAAUCCCGCGAAAUUCUGGUGCAAGGACAUGGCAGUGAACUUUUGCGAUGAUUGUAAGGUGCAACACCACGAUAUUUUGCACAAUGAAUGUGGUAUCUUAGACAUCAGUGGAUAUAGUAAUAACCGGACGAAUCUGGAAAAGUCAGUCCCUCGAUGUGACCAACACGAUGAGAAGAAGGUUUGGUAUUGUGAGGACCAUCAACUCUUAGGAUGCAAUAUAUGUGUAUUGGAAAACCACAGACGUUGUGAAGUAGUGACAACAGCUUUGAAGUAUUUUCAGAAAUUAAAAGAUGGAUCACAGAUGACAGACAUGCAGGGCGUGUUGAAGAAAAACACGGAAGUUUUCGAGUUAAUAGUGAAGGACUUUGACGAGCAACUUCAAACUCUGGUACAGAACCAGGAAAUCGCACUACAGAGUAUCACCGAUCUGCGUGAAAAGGUCGAUAAACGGCUAAACACGCUACAGAAGGACGUCACAGACAAGUUGAUCGCGUCGUUCAAAGAAGAGAAGAUAAACAUGGAGGCGUCUUUACGGCAGUGUGAACGUCUGAUGAAUAGUAUGUUAAAUACCAUGAAGUCGUCCGUUACCGCCGUAGAGGGAAAUGACCACAUUGAGACGAUAGUGUUGUACCAGCGAGGACAGACAGAGGUGGAGUCGUGUAAGACCAUGAUAACGGAUAUGCGAAAGUCGUACACGUCCGUCAGCAUUAAACAUCAUAUUGUUAGUGGACGCGGUAAUCUUGAUGAUGACGCAAUGGGAAAGAUCAUCAUCGAGAAACAACCACGACGUUUCCCUGGCAAUCAUUGUGAUCUAGUACCACACUUGUUUGAAAGCAAAGUGAAGGAAAUCGGAAAGUUCAACAUAAAGACUCAAGUAGAUAAAAACAAUUGCUGUGCCCGUGGUGUUUUGUACCUCCCAUGUGAUCAAAUAGUGGUAAGUGAUGACAACAACAAGAAGCUGAAGCUGUUUACAAACAAAGGACAGUUCCUGGACGAGUUGUCCAUUCGAGGAAAUCCCAGUGAUCUGUGUCUGGUGGACAACAACACUGUGGCGGUCGCUGUCUACAGUUCUUAUGGUGUACGUGUCGUGAAAGUCAAGGCAUCAAAACUCUCCUUGUCGUCUGAUAUCCGGUUGUCAAAUGGUAUUAAUUACUAUGGUAUUACACAUACAGACGGGAGGUUUAUCGUGGGUACACACGGAGGAGGAGUAUACAGUGUAACACAUGACGGUGUGACUGACUUGUUACAUCAGUAUGACGGCACAUGUUGGUCACUCACACAUGACCCAGUAAAAGGACACACACUCGUCAGUGUCUAUAAAUACAACUCGGGAGACGUCACGGUGUCAAGACUGUCGGCUGAUAAACGGCACGCGGACGUGAUGAAGGUCGGAGUCAUGAAAGGUGCCAUGGGAAUAGACGUGGAUAGGAAGGGAAACAUCUACGUGUGUGGUAAUAGUUCACACAACGUCGUACAGAUGUCUGGGGACGGAACACACGUCAGGGAACUGCUAACGUCAUCUGACGGAAUUUCACAUCCUCUUGCAAUAUCUGUAAAUGGUGACAAUUUUGUAGUCACUAGUCACAAUGACAACUACUUCCGGGUCUUUCGGCUCUAUUAAUGUGUAUUGCAACAGAAGUACGAGCGAACUGAUCACGUGAAAUGUAUAUUCAUCGUAACAUAGGAAGUUAACACAAUGUAAGCUAUUGUGGUACAAAAUAAAACAAUAGGCCUGAUA